AAUAAAGUCGUUAUUUUUGUUUUCUUUUUGCUCACAAAAAGUAUUCCCGUCACUUCAUAACAUUAAGUUUGAACCACUGCAGUCACGUUGACUGUUGCUUUUUAUGGGAGAUAUAAAAAAAAAUAAAUAAAAAAACCUCUUGGAUUUCAUCAAAAAUAUCUUAAUUGGUGUUCUGAAGAUGAACACAAAGAUGAAGAGGUCUUACGGGUGUGGUGGAACGACAUGAGGGUGAGUAAUUAAUGACAGAAUUUUCAUUUUUGGGUGAACUAACCCUUUAAACUUAUUAUUGUGCUUUUCUUUUCUUUUUUUUCUGUGUAUAAUUCCAUACUUUGAUGUACGCAAAUUUAUGAUAUUUAUGUUUUUUUAUUUUUGUCAUUAUGAUUGUUCAUUGUAAGAGAUACAACUAUGCUUCAUUUCCCUGAUCUUGUAUGUAUGUAUAAGUUCUGCCAAAAAAAAAAAAAAAAAAAACCUCUUCUGGUACACACUCAAAAUUAUGUAGUUUUUCUUCACAAAAAGAGUACAUAUUUUUAGGGCGUAGUAUAAGUAAGUACGAGAAUUACUCACGAAACACUUCAGGUUCGCUUUUUGGUCACACUGUGUACCCGUAGAAGAAGGCGUGCCUAGUAACGCGGUUGUCAGGAAGACAGUGGGGCUAAAACGUGUGCAUCUGUAUGAUUUGUUUACCUUUUGCCUAAUAUGCCAGCAGAGUUUAUUAACACGUUAUUUGUCGACAUAUAUUUCGGGUCUUAAGAUCGUUAUCAGUUUGUCCAGUUUCAUCGUCCUGGAUCUCCUUCAUCCUCUCGGUUGGGUGGAGUAUUUUUCUUCACUCUGUUGCGAUUCGUCCCGCCUGUCCUCUCCAGGAUGACCAAAGGGUUCAAGACUGCAGUUUUAAGAACCAUUAGUGUACAUUCUGGAAGAGUGAUCUAGCUGACAGGCGUCUCAUCAGUUGCUAUGGGUACAGCAUCCUCUCUGGUGAGCCCCGGUGAGGUGAUUGAGGAUGCGUACGGUGGUGAGGGAGGAGAGGCAUGUGAGAUACCGGUGGAGGUAAAGCCAAAAGCACGUCUGCUGCGGAGCUCCUUCCGCCGCGGGCCUCGUGUCAUCGGUGCCAGCUUCAAAUCCACCGGAUCGGUGGAACUGGAGUAUGCGGCAGAGUAUGAGCGCCUCAGGAAAGACUACGAGAUCUUCAGGGUCAGUAAGAACAAUGAGAUCGCCUCCAUGCAGAAGAAAGAAGCCAAGCUGGAUGAGGAGAACAAGAGGCUGCGUGCUGAGCUACAGGCUCUUCAGAAGACUUACCAGAAGAUUCUUAGAGAGAAGGAAAGUGCCCUGGAGGCAAAGUAUCAAGCCAUGGAGAGAGCUGCCACCUUUGAGCAUGACCGAGACAAGGUCAAACGUCAGUUUAAGAUAUUUCGGGAAACUAAAGAAAAGGAAAUUCAGGAUUUGCUGCGGGCAAAACGAGAUCUGGAGUCAAAAUUUCAACAGCUGCAGGCUCAAGGCAUUCAAAUUUAUGAUCCAGCAGACUCAGAUUCAGAUGACAACCACACCACUGUCACCACCGCAGGAACUCAGUGUGAGUACUGGAGUGGUGGUGUGUUGGGCAGCGAACCGUCUAUGGGCAGUAUGAUGCAGUUACAGCAGACACACAGAGGUCCAGAGUUUGCUCACAGUCUCAUCGAUGUGGAAGGGCCUUUUGCCAAUGUCAGCAGAGAUGAUUGGGAUGCAGCCGUGGCAAGUCUGCUGCAGGUUUCUCCUCACGUCUCUCAGGCUCUGUGGAGUAACACAGUCCGCUGCUACCUCAUAUACACACAGGAGACCAAAGCAGAGCUGCAUACCUUUAUACAGACUCAUUCUUUGAAGCUGCAGAGGUUUUGUGAGGGUUUAGGUCAUUUCUGCCUGAACGUGUCAUUUCCUGAAGAGAAGGCAGCUCUAUAUGCUGCUGAACGCAGGCAGGAGAUUGAGAGGAGCUCUGUGUGUGUGCUGCUACUCAAGUCCUCAGUGUCCAGUUGUGUUGUAGAGGAUGUGGAGGAGGCAUUUGUGAAGACACCAGACUCUCGUCCUCUCUUGCUGUAUUUACGUACGGGUGACAGAAAAGGAGAAAAGGAAGAAGUGUCCACCCUCAGUCCAGCCACCAGAGACCUGCUGGAGAGGAUUAACAAAGCUGACAAAAGUGCCAAACUCAAGGUAGUGGAUCAUGCAGGGUCUGUAGAGGAAGGAGCUGAUCUUAUCUUCUCUCAUCUUGAGAGAAUUAUCAAACAGGAGUUGUUGGGACUGGAGGUAGAGGAGAGUGGAACAGAGGAGGAGAGGGAAGAGGAAGACUCUGGUGAUGUGCUGUGGGAUCUUCAUGAUGAGCAGGAGCAGAUCGAGGCGUUCCAGCAGGCCUGCAGCGCUGCUGCCAGAUUCAGCUUCCAGAAGUAUGUCGACCGACUCAAUGACAUGGUAGCCGCCCCACCGCCCACCCCACCACUGCUGGUGUCUGGUGCACCUGGAUCAGGCAAAUCUCUUUUGCUGGCUAAAUGGAUAGAGUUACAGCAGAAAAACUCUCCCAAUACCCUCAUCCUUUAUCACUUCACGGGAUGUCCGCUUUCUACCAGCACAGAUCCUGUGCUCAUCAUUAAACGUCUCACAGUGAAGCUGCUUCAGCAUUUCUGGUCUAUCUCCGGCCUCUCUAUGGACCCUUCUAAGAUCCUCGAGGAGUUCCCACGCUGGCUAGAGAGGCUUUCCGCACGUCACCAUGGCAACAUUAUAAUUAUCAUUGACUCCAUUGACCAGAUACAGAAUGCCGAGCGGCACAUGAAGUGGCUGAUUGAUCCUCUUCCUGCUAAUGUGAGAGUUCUGGUGUCAGUUAAUGUGGAGACCUGCCCACAGGCAUGGAGAUUGUGGCCCACACUGCACCUGGACCCACUCAAUCCUAGAGAGGUGAAGAGUGUCAUCAGUACAGAGUGUGUGAACACCAACCUCAAACUCACCAAAGAUCAGGAAAAAAAGUUGGAGAGACACUGCCGUUCAGCUGCAACAUGCAAUGCACUCUAUAUCUCUCUACUGGCCAGACUCAUUACACACUCCAGAUCCUCCUGGACGUUGGACAGGACUCUACAACAGUGUGCGCUGUGUCAAGAUACAGUAUCACUAUACAGACUGGGCCUGAAGUUGUCGCUAGACUCACUCAGCACAGAUCAGGAAAAACACAUCAUGAAAGAGUUAUUAUGCCUGGUAUGUGCCAGUCACAAUGGCAUCAGCGAAUCAGAGGCUUUGGAGCUGUUCCCAGACCUCAGUUUUCCCGCUCUCACCUCACUGCUCUACAAUCUGGAGAGACUUCUCAUUGUUACUUACGCCUGUGGCCUCAUUCGCUUUCAGCACCCACAGGCAUGUGAAGCAGUCAACCAAGAGUUUCUGGAAGGGGGCAAAUGCUGUGGAUCCUACAGAGAGAAAAUCAUCCAGUUCUUUAGUCAACAGCUUGAGCAAGAUAGAGUGACGUGGAGGGUGGCUGAUGAGUUGCCAUGGUUACUGCAGCAGCAGGAAGAUCAAAGUAAACUCCAGAUGAGUCUGCUUAACCUGUUUGUGUCCCAAAACCUCUACAAGAGGGGUCAUUUCUCAGAGCUGCUGGCGUACUGGCAGUUUGUUGGUAAGGAUAAGUGCUCGAUGGCAACCGAGUAUUUCGACUCACUGAAGGAGUUUGAGAAGAGCUGUGAGAGUGAGCAGAGCAUGAGCCGACUGGCUAACCUGUACGAGACGCUGGGCCGUUUCCUCAAAGACCUGGGACUGCUCAGCCAGGCGGUGGCCCCCUUGCAGCGCUCCUUAGAGAUCCGUGAGACGGCUCUGGACCCAGACCACCCAAGUGUGGCUCAGUCCCUGCACCAGCUGGCAGGGGUUUACGUUCAUUGGAGAAAAUUUGGAAACGCAGAGCAGUUGUACAAACAAGCUAUGGAGAUUUGUGAAAACGCUUAUGGACCUGAACACAGCACCGUCGCUAGAGAACUAGACUCACUUUCGCUCCUCUACCAGAAACAAAACAAAUAUGAGCAGGCUGAGAAGUUGAGAAAGAGAUCAGUCAAGAUCAGACAGAAGACAGCACGACAGAAGGGCCACAUGUUUGGUUUCGCACUAUUGAAGAGACGGGCACUGCAGUUAGAGGAACUGACUCUUGGCAAAGACUCCGCAGAUUGUGCCAAGACUCUAAAUGAGCUUGGAGUGCUUUAUUACCUACAGAACAACCUGGAUGCUGCAAAGAUGUUCUUGACCCGAUCCCUGGAGAUGCGUCAGCGCGUACUGGGGCCGGAUCACCCCGACUGUGCUCAGUCUCUGAACAACCUGGCCUCGCUCCACAGUGAGAGAAAAGAGUAUGAGAAUGCCGAGGAGUUGUACGAAAAAGCACUAGACAUCCGCAAACGAGCUCUCGCCCCAGAUCACCCAUCUCUUGCUUAUACACUCAAACACUUGGCCAUGCUCUACAAACGCAGGGGGAAGCUGGAAAAGGCAGUUCCUCUAUAUGAACUAGCUCUUGAGAUCAGAGAGAAAAGCUUCGGGCCCAAACACCCCAGUGUUGCUACCGCUUUGGUUAACCUCGCAGUGCUCUAUUGCCAACUGAAGCAGCACAGUGAUGCACUGCCUUUGUAUGAGCGUGCUCUAAAGGUAUAUGAGGACAGUCUUGGCCGACUGCACCCUCGUGUCGGAGAGACUCUGAAAAACCUGGCUGUACUCAGCUAUGAAGAGGGAGAUUUUGAGAAGGCUGCUGAACUGUACAAGCGAGCAAUGGAAAUAAAGGAGGCAGAGCCGUCUCUGGUGUGUGGUAAAGCCCCCUCACAUCACUCAUCUAGUGGCGACACCUUUAGCCUUCGAAGCCCUGCCCUUCCUCACACCUCUAGGUGACACCUGACCGGACCCCUCAACACUUAACUAAGGUGUACUCUGACCUCUAUUAAUGAAUCCACAUCAGCCACACUUAUGUUCAGGCCUGUGCUUGAAUGCCUCAAGCAUAUGAAGUCUACAUGGAACAAUCAAAUAUGCAUUGGGAUCCAACUCGAUUCUCAAUCCUACUGUAAUUUACAGUAUAAACCAUCAGUCUUCGCGUGAGAGUGAGUUUCGCUCACUGGCACUGGGUUUAUAAAAGGUACUCUCUCUCUCAAAAAGGCAAAAGUAAGCAUUUUAUUCCUGUGAUUUUCAAUGACUGUUGUAACACAUCACUCUAUCACAUCAGCAUACCAGUGACAUUUCAAGUGCACUGCUGUUACACUAUGAGGUGUUGUAAAGUAGAGAUUAGUGGAAUCAUCAUGAACAGAAUAGUGGGUUGUUGUUUUUUUUGGAAUACUGCCUCAGAGUAAAAACGAAGGAUAAUUGUGUGUUUUGAAUUUUAGAAUAAAAACAUUUAGGAGAUAUAGUCAAGUGAGACGUGAAGUCGCAAUUACGAGACGUGAAGUGACAAAAGCGAGAAAAUAUUGUCGCAAUAAUGAAAAAUGAAGCCGCAGCUACAAAAUUCAAGAAACAGUAGUGCAAUUCCAAGAUUUCUUCACUCAGAAAGCAAUAGGCCUCAAUAGUUAUUGAUUGUUCGUGCGAUGCAAAAAAUAUUUACAUUUUCUCACUAUAUGUGCUUGAUAUGCAAUUUAUAAUUUUUUUUUUCAAUUAUCACUGACUAUAAUAAAUGAUAAACUUGAGUAUAAAUAAGUCCAGUAACUGGGUUAAAGUUCAAACAUUGGUUGAAGAAGUACAUUUACCUUUUUAUUUUAAGAAUCUUGUCUCUUCCAAAGCACUUUUCACUUGCACAGUACAAACAUGCUGGAAACAGCUAUAGUCACAUCACAUAUGGCAUGUGAAGUGAGAUGCCGAAAAGCUAAAAAGUAAUCUAAUCACAUUGUUUGUCAACGCUGACUUCAGCAUAUGCAGAUUAAUCCGGCUAUAACUUUGUGCAGCAGUUUCUUGUUUACAGAUUCAGGCCACAUUGAAGUUAAGCAUGAUGGAAGUUUCAGUCUCAACUCCUUCCUCUGGCUUAUGACCUGCUUCCUGCAGGGAAAGUUUUCACCUUCACCUUAAAAAUGUAUAACAGCUGCAAAGUGCAAAGCAUAUUUCACAGCAUUACAAAAGGACAACUGUCAUACAUAGCCGUACAAAACACUAUAACAUGAGAUUAUCUUUCAGGUAAUCAAAAUGAUUUACUUUUAUUAUAUUUAAUGAUUUUGUUUAUUGUAAAGGUCUCACACAUUUUAGUAAGGGACUUGAUUCAGCGUCACAGAGCACAGCAUGUGCAAUAAUGUUUGUUGUAAUGCAUAAUGUCAGUGUCAGUAUAUAUGGUUUAAUUUAUACAAUGACUGUUCAACUGAAAAGUGCAUCUAUAUCCAUAUAUUAUGACCUAUAUAUUGAUAUUUAGAAAUUAUACUGUUUUUUUUUUUUUUUUUUUUUUAACUCUGCUGAUCGUCUCUAAUGUGAAAUACCUUGCUAUAAAAUCGCAUGUGCCAAGUUUUGAUGGCCACCUGUUUACAUAGGAGGGAUAUAUGUAUGAAU
Messenger RNA from Ctenopharyngodon idella (grass carp), 6489 nucleotides. It is a transcript of the gene nphp3, whose product is annotated as nephronophthisis 3. Gene Ontology annotation, molecular function: protein binding. The record is from RefSeq and is a predicted model, not a curated record. The transcript is spliced from 28 exons. Gene Ontology annotation, biological process: determination of left/right symmetry; kidney development; convergent extension. Bases 952 to 4863 code for a protein of 1303 amino acids. NCBI's taxonomy places the organism in Eukaryota, Metazoa, Chordata, Actinopteri, Cypriniformes, Xenocyprididae.